Thermothielavioides terrestris NRRL 8126 is the source of this 699-nucleotide messenger RNA. RefSeq lists its product as uncharacterized. The record is from RefSeq and is a predicted model, not a curated record. NCBI's taxonomy places the organism in Eukaryota, Fungi, Ascomycota, Sordariomycetes, Sordariales, Chaetomiaceae. The transcript is spliced from 5 exons. Bases 1 to 699 code for a protein of 232 amino acids.
AUGUGCGAUAACCAGGUCAUCAACGGCCACACCAAGGCCGGCGGUUACGCCGAAUACGUCAUCCUGCGCUCCGAGGCGACGGUGCGCGUGCCGACGCACGUGGACGCGGCGAAAUACGCGCCGUUCCUCUGCGCCGGGCUGACGGUCUUCAACUCGCUGCGCCACAUGGACGUGAAACCGGGCGAGACGGUCGCCGUGCAGGGGCUCGGAGGGCUGGGCCACCUGGCCCUGCAGACGGCGCGGCGGAUGGGCUAUCGCGUGGUGGCCGUCAGCCGCGGCGCCGACAAGGAGGCCUUCGCGCGCCAGCUGGGCGCGCACGAGUACGUCGACGCGAGCAAGGAAAAGGAUCUGGGAGAGGCGCUGCGCAGGCUGGGCGGUGCGAAGCUCGUCGUGACGACCGCGCCGUCGGCUGAGGUCAUGGGCACGCUGCUGAAGGGGCUGCUGCCGUUCGGCAAGUUGUUGAUUCUGUCCCUUCCCGGCCAGGUCUCGGUAGAUACUGGUCCCUUGCUGAGAUACGCCCUCUCGGUAACAUCUUGGCCGUGUGGUCACGCUACCGAUGCGGAGGAGGCCCUUCAGUUCAUGGAGCUGCAGAAGAUUGACUGCAUGGUGCAAACUUUCCCUCUUGCGGAAGCAAACAAGGCCUACAAAGCAAUGAUGGACGGAAGCGUCCGGUUUAGAGCGGUCCUUGUCAUGGAUUGA